GAUCCUCCUAAAAUUUACAACAAUGACAAACCCCUUUAGAUGGGUCAAAAAUGGCGCCCCCGUCUGAACUGUCUAACGUCAGUUUAGGAUGGUGAGGAGGGAUUUCAGCCGUUGAUUUCUUGCACGCCUCUAAAUUGGUGACAGCCGGAAAUGGUGCUGGGAAACUUCCAGGAUGCGCCGACAAUUGCGCUCCACGACAGUCUGGGUUGGAAUUAGCGGGGAAAGUGAUUCUGUCAGAGAAUUUGUUAGGGUGCUCAAAACUUUCAAGAGCAGGAGAAGGGGGAUUAUAACUGGGUGGACUACCAGUUUGAUGCUAGCGGUUUCCAUGAUUGAAGGGUGUUGUGAGAUAUUAUUAUCUUCUUGACAGUUAAAAAGUGAGUCGAUUCCUUUCCCUAUGUUGGAUUAGGCACCCAGUGGUGUAGGGUAAAACCGAAAACGUUUUGCUCUUGGCUCUUUCUUAAUGUCUGGUUUUUUGCUGGCGAAAGGACUCGAACAACAGACUGACUGAAUGCAAGGCUUUGUUGUAAGGGGUACUUUGAACUCUGUGUACUUGUCACUUGGUAGCUGGGCCUCAUGAUUUGAUCAGACAGAAAUGUAUUUAUGGUGGUGAAGUGUAACGGCUUCUGGUUUCUCUUUACUAUUCCUGGGAGUUUAUUGAAUGGACUACAGGUCCUGGGUUUGGAUCUCGCAAGUCACAUAGAAAUAUCUCUGUAGCAGCUUUUAUAAUUCUGUUUGGGUGUAGACGGCAGUGAUUGUUAUUGGGAAAAAUGACGAACCUGAAGCACAAGCACAAUGGGAAGGAUGUAGUCCUUAUUCUGGUCUGUGCCACUGUUAUUGGUGUUGCUGUGUCCGCCAUUGUACACAAGGCUGCAAUCACCUUCAACCCAUUUCUUCCUGAUGCCUUUUCGCAGACUGUCAAUAUAUUUGUCUCCUCCACGGUUACAAAGUCUGAAGAUUCGUCAGAAGCAUCUUCUGCACAGAAUGUAGUAGCCUCACCUGCCCCAGCACCAGAUCCAGCUCCUCCAGCACCGCCUCUCGAUGAAUCAGACAGAGAGGAGUUUGCACAGAAUGUAGUAGCCUCACUUGCUCCAGCGCCAGAUCUAGCCCCUCCAGCCCAACCUCUGGAUGAAUUCGACAGAGUAUUGGCCAGAACUGCAAAUGCCAACAAGACGGUUAUUUUAACUGCAUUGAAUGGGGCAUGGGCAGAGCCCAAUACCAUGAUUGAUCUAUUUCUGGAGAGCUUCCGGAUUGGUGAAGGUACACAGGAGUUGCUGCAAAAUCUGUUGAUUGUUGCUUUGGAUGCUAAGGCCUACAACCGCUGUCGUGAGAUUCAUCCGCACUGUUAUACCCUGAAGACCAGGGGUGUGGAUUUCUCUGCAGAGAAGGUGUACAUGAGCGAUGAUUACUUGAAAAUGAUGUGGACGAGGCUUGGCUUCCUUGGUGACAUUCUCAAGCGUGGCUACAGUUUUGUUUUCUCUGAUGCGGAUAUAAUGUGGUUGCGCAACCCUUUCACAAGAUUUUCAGUGGACGCAGAUAUUCAGAUUGCUUCCGACAGAUUCAACGGCAAUGCAUUUGAUGUCAACAACAGGCCCAAUGGGGGCUACAAAUACGUCCGAUCCAACGAACGGACCAUCAGCUUUUAUAAAUUCUGGUACAUGUCAAGAAGGAUCUUUCCUGGACAAAACGAGCAGGAUGUGUUGAACAUUCUCAAAUUCAGAAGAGGAUUUAGCCGGAGGGGAAUGAAAUUUAUGUUCUUGGAUACCAAGUACUUUGGGGGAUUCUGUGAGAGGAGCGAAUACCUGGACGAUGUCCGUACCAUGCAUGCAAACUGUUGCAAAGGGCUCAAGGCUAAGCUUAUUGAUUUGAGGCAGGCCUUAGAUGAUUGGAUGGUCUAUCGUAACCAAAAUUCAUCAUCUCUGAAUUCUACUUCUCUUGCCAACGUGGGCCAAUGGAAACCUCCCUACGCAUGCCGCAGAUCUUGGGAUAUUUAAAAUACAUAAGAUAUGUGUGUCGCUACUUAACUAUAUAUUUAUGUUUACCUGGGCUCCUACCCCCUCUUAUAUUCUUUUUUAUUGCAUCUUAUAAAUGGAUCCAUUGUUUCAA
Cryptomeria japonica (Japanese cedar) is the source of this 2103-nucleotide messenger RNA. RefSeq lists its product as uncharacterized. Lineage: Eukaryota; Viridiplantae; Streptophyta; Pinopsida; Cupressales; Cupressaceae. The transcript is spliced from 3 exons. The record is from RefSeq and is a predicted model, not a curated record. The coding region runs from base 768 to 1991 and encodes 407 amino acids.